AUGGAAUUUUUUAGAAAUAUUUUUCAAUGCUUCACGAUUGCAUUGCUUUUUAGCAAUCGAGAUAAUUCCAUCACAUCGUCUUCUAGUAGCACCAAGCCAAACUUGAUACUGAGAAAUUUGUUGGAGUUAAUCACGGUUGUCAUCGAUACGGUACCUGACACAGGUAUUAGAACACUGCCUGUAGCAUUCUCUGAUACCUCAGUUACGGACGAUAGAGAAGUUUAUUUUCUGUUCGAUGCUGCUUAUAACAUCUAUGGGGUUCAUUUCACUGCUUUCAAUGUAGCCAGUUUCACUCUUCGUGUCUUUGAUAAAGAGGAUUUUAAUCCCAAAGAAUUUAAAGGUGUCUUGUCAUCAACAAAUAAUUACGAUCAGCUGUUCGAAGGGGGUCAAAUAGCUAAUUCCAUAUCAAUAGUAAUGAAACCAUCAGACGCUAGUGCUGUAAUCAAUGUCACAGAAUUCGUUGCGGAUGUGGAUGUCUAUGACCAAAGGAGUUCAAUACUGGCCUCAGUUCUAAUUGCAUUAUCGGCCAUACUAGGUACAUCAUCUGCAGCUGUUAUUAUUCUUAUCAUUUCAAGACAAAGACCAGCCCAAAAAGAUUCUAGUACUGUUUAA
Molecule: messenger RNA, 612 nt
Organism: Helobdella robusta
Lineage: Eukaryota; Metazoa; Annelida; Clitellata; Rhynchobdellida; Glossiphoniidae
Exons: 5
Coding region: 1-612 (203 amino acids)
Source: RefSeq, a predicted model, not a curated record